Clunio marinus is the source of this 180-nucleotide messenger RNA. Lineage: Eukaryota; Metazoa; Arthropoda; Insecta; Diptera; Chironomidae. The record is from the annotation of a GenBank genome assembly.
AUGGAUUUGAGGAAAAACUGUUGGAAUUUAGUUAAAGCACUUCUUGUGUCAUUUGUAUCCGGAUUUGGUAUAAAAUUGAACUUAAAAGCAAGAAAUGUAAGAAAUGAUAAAAGAGAAAAUGUUUUGAGAGCUGCGCAUGGCAGUUUACGAUUUACGAGCGAACACUUGUUGAUUAAAUGA